AUGAUUGCUUUGGUCCAUGAAAUCGACCAGGCCGGUAUUUGGUGUCGAGCCGGCAGCGAAAUUUUCGAACUGGAAGAGUCAGCUCAAUCCAGCAGUUUGGAUGCUGUGCUCCUGGACCUUGCGGCGGUGGGAAUCGGCGCCCAGGCGGUCGUUGAGCAGGUCUCUCAACUCCAAUUGCCCACUCUCCUGGUGCUCGACCACAGUGCGCUGGAACAAUACGACCCGCGAGAAUCGCGCAAAUGGUUUUUCGCCCGCAAUGGCCAUGCGGUGGAACAGUUGAUCCGCGUCGGAGAGCUUACCAUCGAUCUGCAGAGUUACGAAGUGAACAUGGGAGGACGCCGUGUCUCCCUCACUUACAAAGAGUUUCAGUUGCUGACACUACUGGCCUCCAAUCCAGGCCGUGUUUACACCAGGGAAGCGCUGCUCAAUCAGGUUUGGGGAUACGACUACCUCGGCGGAACCCGCACGGUUGACGUGCAUAUUCGUCGUCUCCGGUCCAAGAUCGAAGACCCGGAUCAUCUAUUCGUAGAGACCAUCUGGAACGUCGGUUACCGUUUCCGGGACAUGGACAACGCGGCCUGA
Molecule: messenger RNA, 582 nt
Organism: Geodia barretti
Lineage: Eukaryota; Metazoa; Porifera; Demospongiae; Tetractinellida; Geodiidae
Source: the annotation of a GenBank genome assembly